This is a messenger RNA of Olea europaea var. sylvestris, 1977 nucleotides long. RefSeq lists its product as uncharacterized. Gene Ontology annotation, molecular function: nucleic acid binding; RNA-DNA hybrid ribonuclease activity. The coding region runs from base 1 to 1977 and encodes 658 amino acids. The transcript is spliced from 9 exons. NCBI's taxonomy places the organism in Eukaryota, Viridiplantae, Streptophyta, Magnoliopsida, Lamiales, Oleaceae. The record is from RefSeq and is a predicted model, not a curated record.
AUGCUAUUGGACCACCAGUUGACACCCACCACUACUCCAUUGUACGGAUUUACCGGAGAUAGCAUCACUCCAAGGGGAAAGAUGACACUAGCAGUAGAGAUGGGAGAAUCUCCCCAAACUAUGAUGAACUUUAUGGAGUUCCUCGUAGUUGACAGCCGGUCGGCUUACCACGGAGUCUUGGGUAGACCGGCCCUAAAGGAAUUGGGAGCAGUCACCUCCAUCCACCAUCUAUACAUGAAAUUCCCAACGAAAAACGGGGUGGCAACGGUGAAGGGCGACCAGAGAGGUGACGCUCCCGCCGGCCAGGAAGAUGUUGAUAUGAUUGAUGCACCACCUCUUCAGGAGGUGUUAAUCGUUGAUGAACUCGACCCCCGCAUAAUGGAACAUGACCCUCAAGCGUCCCCUAUAGAGGAACUUGAGAGCUUCUCAGCCGACCCUCGAGAUCUAUCAAAGAUGUUGAAGAUAGGCAGGGCUUAUCCAACGCUUAUCCAAAAUGGCUUCAUCAGGGAGGCCACUUAUCCGAAAUGGGUCUCCAACCCGGUCUUGGUUAAGAAACACAACGGCAAAUGGAGAGUAUGCAUCGACUUUACCAACCUUAAUAGAGCUUGCCCGAAAGAUAGCUUCCCGCUUCCAAGAAUUGACCAAUUGGUGGACUCCACGGCUGGGCACGAGUUGUUGAGCUUCAUGGAUGCAUACUCCGGCUACAACCAGAUCCCCAUGCACCCGGCCGAUGAGGAACACACCUCUUUCAUCACGGACCGAGGCCUCUAUUGCUAUAGAAUAAUGCCCUUCGGGUUGAAGAAUGCCGGAGCAACUUACCAAAGACUCGUGAACAAAAUUUUUACCGGCCUCAUCGGCAAGACAAUGGAGGUCUACGUGGAUGAUAUGCUGGUAAAAAGCCUAGAAGCAGAGAACCACAUAGUGCACCUCAACAACACCUUCCAAAUACUAAGAAGGUACAGGAUGAGACUCAACCCCUUAAAAUGUGCCUUUGCGGUGGCUUCCGGCAAGUUCUUGGGCCAAAAGGAGGUGCAAUACUUAACUGGACGAGUGGCAGCACUUAGUCGCUUCGUCUCCAAGGCCACUAACAAAUGCCUCCCAUUUUUCAAAGUGCUCAAGGCCGGGAGGAAAUUCCAAUGGACUGAGGAAUGUGAAGAGGCCUUCCGAGGAUUGAAAAGGCACUUGGGGCAGGCCCCCCUCCUCUCCAAGCUGAAGCCCGGCGACAUCUUGCAACUAUAUCUCGCCAUCUCCAAUGACGCCAUCAAUUCGAUUUUGAUUCGAGAAGAAGGGCCCAACCAACUUCCCGUCUACUAUACGAUACUCCAGAAGCCCGACGCCUCGGGGAGAUUGUUGAAAUGGGCAGUGGAAUUAAGUGAAUUUGACCUUGUGUUCAAAGCAAGGGCGGCCAUCAAAGGGCAAGCGUUAGCAGACUUUGUUGCUGAAUUCGCCAACCUACCCGAGGUGGAUGAAAUCAUGGAGCCCGUCGAACCCCCAGGUGCCGGGGUUAUCCUCAUCAGCCCCGAGGGUCACAAACUCACUUCGGCCGUGAGGUUCGGGUUCAAAGCUACCAACAAUGUUGCAGAGUAUGAAGCACUCCUUGCAGGCCUCAGACUGGCCAAGAAAAUGCAAAUUUCCCGCAUAAAAAAUGCUCAUGCGGACGUACUCUCGAAGCUGGCUAGUAGCAAGGACUCAGAGCUACUCGUUGUAGUGCCUAUCGAGCAUCUUCUACUGCCUUCUACCGAAGCCCCUAAUGUCAUGUGGGUCGACGGAAUUCCCACCUGGAUGCAACCAAUUAUAGCAUAUCUGAAAGACCAGGUGCUACCGACCGAAAAAAAUGAGGCUUACAAGCUGAGAAGGAGGAGGGUCUUUCCAUCUUCAAAAGAACCCGGUUCCGGCUCCCUGGGACCGAACUGGGAAGUGAAUUGUAUCAUGCUGGAUGACUUUCCUAGCCUUUGUAAUAUUGCUAUGGCUCAAUAA